AUGCUCGACACAGGUGCUUCCGACGUGUCAACCGCUGGCCUAGACCAAUUCCAUGCCUGGCAGCGCGAAGACCACUGCGCUACCCUCGAUACCACCCGCGCAGGCCAGACAGGCAUCUCCUUUGGAGAUGGACCCCGGAUUGUGUCUGUCGGCUUUUUCAACAAUCAGACCAACGAAGUCGUCCGCGAUGACAUUCGCGUUCCCGCAGUACGUAAAUGGGGCCACGCAUGGUUCCAUCUAGCUAGACUCCACCGACUGCUUAGGUGUGCCGGGCAUGAUGAUAUUGAUGAGCAGUCAAUCCGUGAGAUCACGAGGAUGUGCCACCACUGUCAAAUCAACGGCACCUCCCCCCAACGCUUCAGGUUUACCCUUAGAGACGACCGCGAGUUCAAUUUCGAGAUAACCGCGGAUGUAGUCCAAAUAGGCGGAAAGCCUGUGCUACACGUGAUCGACGAAGCCACAGCGUUCCAAGGCGCCAGGCAGGUACCUAUCGAAGCCCACAACUCGAUUGGAAAGGUAGAAAAGGCACACGGCCCCCUCCGCCGCGCCUACGAUAUCCUCCAAGCAGAGUUGGUCAAUGACACAGCCGGCCCGGAUGGCCUUGUCCCUACCCUCCUCGUCUUCGGCGCAUACCCACGAAUCAACCACGAUUCACCGCCCUCUCCCCCUAUGAUCAAGCGCGCAGAGGCUAUUCGGAAAGCCAUGGCAGCUCUGCACCGUGCUGCCGCUGCCCGUCAGAGCUUCCCCUGCAGAGCGAGGUCCUCGUGUGGAGAGGCUGACGGCUGGACCGGCCCGUGGAUCGUUAUCGGCAAUAACGGCCACGAAAUAACAAUCAAUCAUGUCAAUGGCCCCGCCCCUCAUCACAACCCCACGACGACUCGCAGCCGUCCCCGACGAGUCGACCCCAAUGCACCCCCUAACCCCGAUCAAGAUGAUGCCCCUGCCCCUGUGCUCCUACCUGAACAACGCCGACGAGGACGCCCCAAAGGCUCCAAGAACAAGCCCAAGACCGGCGUAGCCAACCUGUCAAAGAAGGAAGUUAAUCACUAUGAUCACGCUUCCGAUACCCAAGAGAUUAACAACCUAAUCGCACAGGAGUCAGGUCUCCAUUGGUUCGUGACAUAUUAUAGGCAUCAUCCCGCCGGCUUCGGCAUGGUCGCUAUGCAGACGGAUGACACCCUCCUCCUCGCCUCCCCUGAGAGCCAGCUAUCGGCCGCGACUCCCCUCGAGUUUAAUGGUUGCACACUUCUAGCCGAAAAGACGACCUUAUCAUCCAGCAGAAGGGCCAAGCAAUACGCCCAACAGCGCGCGCGCGGAGCAUAUAUCGCAUCAAUCUGCCAGCCCGAGGCCACGUUCGACUACUCAGUCGCAGCACAAGUGCAGCAGCCGGAAGCCCCGGACUACAAGACCCUGAACAAGCGGAUACAAUGGCAGACCGACAACCUGCAACGAGGACUCCGCUAUGUUCCCUUGGCCUUUUCGACUGCGAAGCUAAUGGUAUUCACGGACGGUUCGUUCGCGAACAACAAAGACCUAAGCUCACAACUGGGCUUUGUUAUUGUGCUCGCCAACGAGGAACAGAGCCCUGCUGAUUUCACGAUCAGAGGCAAUGUCCUGCACUGGUCAUCUACGAAGAGCAAGCGAGUGACCCGGAGCGUGCUAGCCUCGGAGAUCUACGGCAUGGUCCAAGGUUUCGAUAUGGCCAUUGUCAUCGCGACCACCCUGCAGGCUAUUGUCAAGCAGCUGGACCUACCCCCGACUCCCCUCAUUGUCUGCACCGACUCAUACUCGCUAUACGAAUGCCUCGUAAAGCUCGGGACCACGAAGAGAAGCGACUCAUGA
Molecule: messenger RNA, 1842 nt
Organism: Hirsutella rhossiliensis
Lineage: Eukaryota; Fungi; Ascomycota; Sordariomycetes; Hypocreales; Ophiocordycipitaceae
Product: transposase
Exons: 12
Coding region: 1-1842 (613 amino acids)
Source: RefSeq, a predicted model, not a curated record